AUGCAGCCCAAGCAUAUACCCAACGUCGAUGCUAUCCGACAUGGCGAGAAGCACUCGGGCGAACUUCGUCUGACCGAUCACCACAUCAUAUUCUCAUCUCCGAACGUGUUUCCUGAUGGGGUAACGCCGCCGCCGAAUGCGCCGAAGACCCGCGAGUCCUACAUCGCGUACCCCAUCAUAGCUCACUGCACCUUCCGACCAUGCCCGAGCGUGACGGGGCGCCCCUCUUCGAUACGGCUACGUGGUCGUGACUUUACCUUCAUAAACCUCGCCUUCAAGGAUGAGGUUGGUGCGCGAGAAGCUUUUGAGUUCAUUCGCAACCGAACAUGCCGCCUUGGUACGAUCGAAAAAUUAUACGCUUUCUGCUACCAGCCCUUGCAAGGGGAGAAACAGCUGAAUGGGUGGGACUUCUAUGACCCGAGAGCUGAGUUUCGGCGGCAAGGCAUCAGCACCAAGUCGGUGGAUAGGGGCUGGAGGAUCUCCCUGAUAAACAAGGACUACGCUUUCUCCCCAACCUACCCCGGGCUGCUGGUCGUCCCCUCCAAGAUUUCCGACAAUGUCAUCAAGUAUGCCGGAUCAUAUAGGUCUAGGCAGCGGAUACCCGCCUUGACCUAUCUUCAUUCCCUUAAUAAUUGCUCGAUAACUCGCAGCUCUCAGCCCUUGGUUGGCUUCAGGGGAAACCGCAGUAUUCAAGAUGAGAAACUUGUCAGCGCCUGUUUCUCUGCGUCGGCCACAGUCGAGUUUAAUACGCUCGAAGCGCACUCACAGGGCAUGGCUGAACCCAGUCCAUCUUCCAGCCAGGCCGACUUACGCGCAGCUAGUCUAGAUGCUGAGACCACGGACACGGAGCGCCUCGAGGACGAGCUCAUAGCCGGCGGUGACGCUAAUAUCGACACCAAAACCGGUAAACGGCUGAUAUAUGGCGCGCAACAGAGCAAUCUCAUCGUCGAUGCAAGACCCACUAUCAACGCGAUUGCGAUGCAGGCGAUUGGCAAGGGCUCUGAGAACAUGGAAAACUACAAAUUCGCCAAGAAGGCAUAUCUAAACAUCGAGAACAUCCACGUCAUGAGAGAAUCCCUCAACACGGUCAUAGACGCCAUCAGAGAUGGCGAUAUCUCCAGCCUACCUCCCAACCGCGAGAUCCUCGCCAAAAGUGGUUGGCUAAAACAUAUCACUGGCGUCCUUGACGGCUCAGCCUUGAUUGCACGGCAGGUCGGCAUAAGGCACUCGCAUGUCCUAAUUCAUUGCUCUGAUGGCUGGGACCGCACAAGUCAGCUAUCGGCCCUUUCUCAACUGAUGCUAGAUCCCUACUACCGCACUAUAGACGGAUUCGUUGUGCUGGUUGAGAAGGACUGGAUGUCUUUUGGGCAUAUGUUUCAGACACGUGCUGGCCCGCUAAGUCAUGAGAAGUGGUUUGUCACUGAGCGGGAUGCUUUGGCUGGUUCGACUAUGCAGCCUGGAGAGUCCGAUGGUCGAGCAGGCGAAGCUUUCGAGAAUGCGAUUGCCAGCGCCAAACGCUUCUUCAACAAGAACCGUAGUCCAGAUGGAAGUGUCGACUCGGAGGCUGAUAGUCUUGCCUCGCCAGAUGACCAAGCUCAUGGUAGAAAAUCUACCUCUGGGACGCCAGAAGCUAGUGAAGCUACCCGGCCGAACGAGAUCUCGCCGGUCUUCCACCAGUUUCUUGAUGCUACCUACCAGCUUUUGCGACAGCACCCCAAUCGAUUUGAGUAUGGUGAGCGGUUUUUGCGGCGUCUUCUCUAUCACCUCUAUGCUGGGCAAUACGGCAGUUUCCUCUGGAAUAAUGAGAAAGCUCGCAUGGACGCGCACGCGCGCGAGAGGACGAGGUCAGUUUGGGACUAUUUCUUGUCCCGCAAGCAACAGUUUAUCAACCCGGCAUACGAUCCCACAGUCGAUGAUCGCCAAAGCGGUCGCGAGAGGUUGAUUUUCCCCAAGCUUUCAGAGGUGCGGUGGUGGGCGCAAUGCUUCGGACGAACCGACGAGGAGAUGAAUGAACACUUGGAUUUGGCUGCCGCACGAGAAGAGAAGAUCGGCAGCUACGCCAUGUCGUCGGGCUCGUUUACAGGAUCGCCGAGCAAUGGCAGCAGAUCUCCCCAACCGCCAUCCAGCCCCAAGCCGCCUGGCAUGCCUAUGAGCAAGAGCGUGCUGACCGGCGUGGAGUCGGCUUAUGAGGCCCUCACGCCCAACCACACGUCGAAAGCCAGUCUCAAGCAUAGCGCCAGCGCUGAUACGCCGGGUGCUUUCUCAACGAACCUUACCAAGCUGAGGGAGGGGGUUGCUGGUCUAGAUAUUGGACGCGGACUAUUUGGGGGUUCAGGCGGCGAUGGGAGCUCGUCUGCCAGCGGAAAGAACACGCCAAAAAAAGGGGGGCAGGAACUUUCGGAUAUGCCCAAGGGCAGUCUGGAGAUGAGCUGA
Messenger RNA from Anthostomella pinea, 2433 nucleotides. The record is from the annotation of a GenBank genome assembly. NCBI's taxonomy places the organism in Eukaryota, Fungi, Ascomycota, Sordariomycetes, Xylariales, Xylariaceae.